CCUCUCGUAUGUCAAGCUUGCUUCUAAAAUUUCGGUUCUUUCACGUCUACGCGUUGUGAAUGAUAGGUAGCAUUUUAGCAUUUUUAUCAUUGUUUUCAAGAAUUAUGGCUGAGGCACGCGAGAGAACUUUCAUUAUGGUCAAGCCUGAUGGCGUCCAAAGAGGUCUCGUAGGAAAAAUCAUAAAAAGAUUCGAAGCGAAAGGAUUCAAAUUGGUAGCUUUAAAAUUCGUGUGGCCAAGUGAAGAUUUGCUGAGGAAGCACUACGCCGAUUUGUCAACGAAACCCUUCUUCCCCUCUUUGAUUAAUUAUAUGAGCAGUGGGCCUGUUGUACCUAUGGUAUGGGAGGGUUUGAAUGUAGUGAAAACUGGAAGAGUACUUCUUGGUGCUACUAACCCUGCCGACAGUGCCCCUGGAACUAUAAGAGGAGACCUUUGCAUUCAAACUGGUAGGAACAUAAUUCAUGGAUCAGAUGCCGUUGAAUCAGCUAAAAAAGAAAUCGACUUGUGGUUCACUGAAAAAGAAGUGAUUGAUUGGAAACCAGCUGCAGAAUCUUGGGUAUAUGAAAAUUAAUUGAAUAAUUUAACUUAUGUAUAUUCAGAACUAAUUUUAAUGAAAUACUCUAAAACAAA
Harmonia axyridis is the source of this 628-nucleotide messenger RNA. RefSeq names its product nucleoside diphosphate kinase (gene awd). Bases 60 to 569 code for a protein of 169 amino acids. The record is from RefSeq and is a predicted model, not a curated record. The transcript has a single exon. Gene Ontology annotation, biological process: UTP biosynthetic process; CTP biosynthetic process; GTP biosynthetic process. NCBI's taxonomy places the organism in Eukaryota, Metazoa, Arthropoda, Insecta, Coleoptera, Coccinellidae. Gene Ontology annotation, molecular function: nucleoside diphosphate kinase activity.